This is a messenger RNA of Microthlaspi erraticum, 417 nucleotides long. NCBI's taxonomy places the organism in Eukaryota, Viridiplantae, Streptophyta, Magnoliopsida, Brassicales, Brassicaceae. The record is from the annotation of a GenBank genome assembly.
AUGAUUGUGAUUCGCCACAAUGGUUUGGCUUGUCGCCGCUUGGCUCAUCGUCGCCGCUUGGCUCAUCGUCUCUUCACUUGUGGUCAUUUGGCACAUCACCAUUGUGAAUCGUAUAUAUCAAUUGUGCUUCCUUGUAAAGCUGGUUUGUUUCAUCAUUAUGCCGUCUUGCGUCUACCACGUGUCGAGAUUGUCACGGCUUGCCGUAGUCCGUCUUUAGCUUAUCGCAGCGGCGUUAGUCUUCGUCUGCAGCUCAUCGUACUUUGCUUACAGUUUGUAUCAGCGGCAUCGUAUUUGCGUUGCGGCUCGAUUCAGUUCACCUACAACUCAUCGCAACAGCGUCAUUGUCUGUUAGAGUUCGCCCACAGUUCGUCACAGUGGCGCCGCACCUUAUCUUACUUCGUCUGCAACUCGUCAUAA